Fusarium mangiferae is the source of this 1221-nucleotide messenger RNA. RefSeq names its product putative polysaccharide export protein (CAP59). The record is from RefSeq and is a predicted model, not a curated record. The transcript has 3 exons. NCBI's taxonomy places the organism in Eukaryota, Fungi, Ascomycota, Sordariomycetes, Hypocreales, Nectriaceae. Bases 1 to 1221 code for a protein of 406 amino acids.
AUGGUCUCGCAUACGAACCGCCUCUACCUGCGUCGCCUCCUACGCUCACGCUUCCCCAAGAUAGUCUUCAUUCUCGUCGUCAUAAUCAACGUUCUCGAUGUCCUUCGAAUUCAUAGAAACCUACUCGAUGCCGAUCGUACUCCAGCCGCGAAGCUCUCGCAGCCUCCAGGGCGCAUCUAUAUCGCAAGCAUGCACUUCAAUAACGAGCGCGUAAUUAGAGAUCACUGGGGUCCUGCGGUGAUAGAACUUGCAAAGCUUUUCGGGCGAGAGAAUGUCUUUGUCAGUGUUUUUGAGAGCGGGAGCUGGGACAAGACUAAAAGAGAGCUCCAUCACAUGGAUCAGGAGCUCGAGAAACUGGGAGUUCCCCAUCGGGUGGAGAUGUCGGAUGUCACGCAUAAAGAUGAGAUUGAGAAUCCGAAUAAGGGAGAAGGCUGGAUCGACACACCUAGGGGAAAACGCGAGUUAAGAAGGAUACCGUAUCUCGCAAAGCUGAGAAACAAGACGUUACAGGACUUGAUAGACCUAUCCAAGAAAGGAGAGCAUUUCGAUAAGGUUCUCUUCCUCAACGACGUCGUCUUCACGACAGACGAUGUGCUCAAGCUCCUUGGCACGAAUGGCGGCGACUACGCUGCAGCUUGCUCACUUGAUUUCUCGAAACCACCGCAGUACUAUGAUACAUUUGCGCUGAGGGAUACAAACGGACAGGCGCAUGCAAUGUCUACCUGGCCGUAUUUCAAGGGCAGUGUUUCGAGGAAUGCUCUUGUUAAUCACUUGGACGCUGUGCCUGUUGCGAGCUGCUGGAAUGGAAUUGUCGCCAUGCCCGUAGAGCCUUUUACUUCAUCGUCGAAGCUGCGCUUCCGAGGUAUUCCGGACUCUCUGGCUGAACACCACCUCGAAGGCUGUGAAUGCUGCCUUAUCCACGCUGACAAUCCCCUUUCCAAAACUAGAGGUGUAUACCUCAAUCCUCAUGUCCGCGUAGGUUACAACCUACAUGCAUACCAAGCUGUGCAUCCCGAACAAGGCGCAUGGGUGUCGACAUGGCAGAUCUUCUCUGGUCUCUGGAUCAAUCGCAUAAUGCGGUGGGUAUCAUCACCGUUUGACGCAUGGGUGGUCAGGGGUCGUGUUGCAGAGUGGGAGAAAUUAGGGGGGAGAGAGCCUGGCGAGUUUUGCCUGAUUAACGAGAUGCAGGUUCUUGUUGAAAGAGGUUGGGCACAUGUUUAG